Molecule: messenger RNA, 2604 nt
Organism: Pediculus humanus corporis (human body louse)
Lineage: Eukaryota; Metazoa; Arthropoda; Insecta; Psocodea; Pediculidae
Product: PHD finger protein, putative
Exons: 15
Coding region: 1-2604 (867 amino acids)
Biological process (GO): regulation of transcription by RNA polymerase II
Source: RefSeq, a predicted model, not a curated record
AUGCCUGAUGGUGUACUCCCAAGACAAAUUGAUAUUACAAUAGCAUAUUUUACAAUUUCGAAAAAAACAGUUAUAAAAACAAUUAAAUACAAGCCUGUAUGCCAUGAAUAUCUUUCCCAAACAAAACAAAAUGCUUUGACUCUAGUUCGAAAAAUAGAGCCAUCAAAACGAAAAAUAAAACCACCCUCCCAACCCCUUUUGGACCUUGAAUUCGGAGAAAGCUCCGAUGAUAGUGAUUUUAAUAUUGAUGAUAUACAUCAAGGAAGUGAUGAUGAUGAUGAUUCUUCAGUUACUGAUGAUGAAAAUGGUACGGACAAAAGUUCUUUAAGUGAUGAUGAUGAUGAUGAUGAUGAUGAAGAAGACGAGGAGGAAGAAGAGGAAUGUGAAAAAAAAGAUGUAAUUUCAAACGAUUUGAAUUUAAUAAAUAAAUCAGAAGUUAAAACGGAAAAAAGCCUUCGAGAUUUAUUGGAAAAAGUAGAACCGCACCAAGUUGAAAAUAAAUUAUUAAAAGCAGCCGAGGGUGUUAUGAUAUGUUGCGCUUGUUUGGGAGACAAAAGCGAUCACAUAAACGAAAUAGUCGAAUGCGAUUCCUGUGGGGUUACCGUUCACGAAGGUUGUUACGGUAUUUCCGAUUCUUUAAGCGUCAGCAGUUCCGAAUCUCUUUGUCCGACCGAACCUUGGUUUUGCGAAGCAUGCAGGGCAGGAGUGGUAAAUCCAUCUUGCGAAUUAUGUCCCAAUAAGGGUGGAAUUUUUAAAGCGACAGAUGUUGGAAGAUGGGUUCAUUUGGUUUGUGCUUUAUACGUUCCCGGAGUUGCUUUCGGUGAAGUCGAAGGUUUAACGAACGUCACUCUCUUCGAAAUGCCCUACAGCAAAUGGGGAGCCAAAUCAUGCGUUUUGUGCGAAGAUCACAGAUUAGCCAGCACGGGAAUAAAUAUCGGUUGUGAUGCCGGAAUGUGCAGAACUUAUUUCCACGUAACUUGUGCUCAAAGAGAAGGAUUACUUUCGGAAGCUCACUCCGAAGAAGUUGAUCAAGCAGAUCCUUUUUAUGCUCAUUGUAAAUUACAUACGGAUAAAACUUUGAUGAAACGAAGGAAACGAAAUUAUAUUGUCAUGCAAUACAAGACUAAAAAAAAAACAUGCGAUAAUUCGGACGGUGAAAAGUCUAACGCGACCGCGGAAGCACUAAGAGUACAACGAAAACUAGCAAAAAAAAGGGCCAAAUAUUUGGCGUUAAAAAAAAAUUCACCAACUCCUUGGGUUCCGACGCAAAAAAUGCCUCGAUUACUCACGACGAGUGCUUCCGUAUGUAGGGAACUAUGGAGAAAAGCCGAACUCAUGGGUAUCGAUUCGGAUGCAUUGGAAGCCAAAGAAAGUCGAGUGGCAGUUUUGACAGAUAUUAAUAAAAAAUGGCACGUACCUCCCGCUUUCAGUUACGAAUUCACGGGUUAUUUUUUAGACAGAAACAAUCGGAUUCCGGCAAUGAAAAAAAAUUUGGAAAAUCUCCUGUUGGAAAAUGGAAAAUUGUCGGGAGAACAAGAAGAUUUGAAGAAAAAGUACGAUCAGGCAUUGAUGAAUAAACAAGAGGUUGAAAAUUUCAACGUCAAAUUGAAAAAGAUUUUGGAAAAGUUUCACUCGUUUGUUCAAUUCGUGGCUCCCAACAAACGUUUGCCCGUCGUUUCGGAAAAUUUAGUAAAUCAACCCCGAACAUCUCAUCCCUUAUCUACCAUGUCGGUACCCACUGCAGCCGCUUUGAAAGCUGGCGUCGGUUACCCGAUCGCGAGAACGAAUUAUAAAGGACAAUUACAAACGGAACCGAAAGUUAUCAAUAAGCAAGAACAGGUUCCUCCUUUAACUUCUUUCGAAUGCGGUAUUUGUCGUUCUAAUCUCAAUCAACACCUCCUGGCAAAAUGCGAUACCUGUCAUUUUCAUUAUCAUUUGGGAUGUCUGACUCCGCCCCUGUCGAGAAUGCCCAAAAAGACGAAACUCAUGGGAUGGCAAUGUUCCGAAUGCGAUCAAGAAUCUGGAAAUUCAAAUAUGGAGGAUAUCGAAGGACCGAGAAAAUUAAGACGAAGUAAAGAAGAUUCUAAAAACGUCGCGGACGCGUCAUCGGAUUUCAUCGAGGGGAAAUGGUCCGUGUCGAAAAUAAAAAGGGAGAAAAAGAGAAAGAAGGAAGAACAUCCGGGAAGAUAUUCUCCCGAGUUUUUAGGAACGAGAAAACACAAGAAGAAGAAAAAAAAUUUAAAAAUUGACAAUCUUCCAAGGAUUAAAAUAAAAAUAAAAGCGAUACCCAAUCCAAUGGGUGAAGGUGUAUCGUCGGAAAAUACUCAAAUGUUUGUGGCAUCUUCUUCCGAUAUAGAAUCGGAUCCUUUAAUAAAAGACCAAGAAUCUAAUUUUACGCCAUUUAAAUCGCAAAUUCCAAACGUCGUCACUCAGUGCGACACUUGCGGUAAUUUCGACGACAAUAAAAAUUUAGUCAUGUGUGACGAAUGUCAGAAAAGUUUUCAUUUUGGAUGUCUCGAUCCCCCGUUGAAAAAAUCACCCAAAAUGAGAGGAUAUUCUUGGCAUUGUGCUGAUUGCGAUCCAACCGAUUCCGAUCAUAAGUGA